GCCGGACCGCCCACCGGAUCGAGGACAAAAACAAUCGGCAUCUCUCUCACAGUACAACAUAAACAAGAGGACAGAAACGAAUUUAUUUGCCGUUUUUUUAGCCGACACGGGCAGCACGAAGGGAGACAUGGUUUCUCCGGUAACAGUGGUCAAGAGUGAAGGCCCUAAGCUGGUGCCAUUCUUCAAGGCAACCUGCGUUUACUUUGUCCUAUGGCUGCCCACCUCCAGCCCAUCCUGGUUCAGCGCCCUGAUCAAAUGUCUGCCCAUCUUCUGCCUGUGGGUGUUUUUGCUGGCCCACGGCUUCAGCUUCCUCGGUGCUCACUCCAGCGCCCGCAAGAUCCUGGCUGGUCUCAUCUUUUCUGCGCUGGGUGAUGCCUUUCUAAUCUGGCAGGAGCAGGGCUACUUCGUCCACGGCCUUCUGAUGUUUGCCAUCACCCAUAUCCUCUACUCAUCUGCCUUCGGGAUGAAGCCCCUCAACAUGCAUGCUGGCCUGGUGAUCACUGCCAUGUCCUCUCUGAGCUACAUGCUGCUGUACCCCUACCUGUCCGGUCCCUUCACCUACCUGGUGGCCGUCUACAUCGCCCUGAUCGGCUUCAUGGGUUGGAGGGCCAUCGCAGGCUUGCAGCUGACCAACGACCUGUGGACCUGGACCAAGCUGUCGGCAUGCCUCGGCGCCGUGCUCUUCAUGGUCUCCGACCUCACCAUCGCCGUCAACAAGUUCUGCUUCCCCGUGCCCCAUUCGCGAGCCAUCAUCAUGGCCACCUACUACGCCGCCCAGAUGCUCAUAGCGCUGUCCGCUGUGGAGUGCCAGGACAUGGAGGUGGCGCGGAAGAGAACAUGAGGCGCUGCGGUCUCCAAAGAGCAUGAGGCUGGGAUGGCGGCAGCUGCUCCCCCUCCGGCCCUGAGUGAUCAUGGACACAUCUCACUGCCAGAUCCCCGACCCCCGGCCUUCAUCUCAGCGUGGCGCUCCCAGACCGCCGUCACCAUGGCAACUGGUCCACCACAGUUUAUACAUGGCUAUCACCCACUAAUAUGGUAGUGUCACAUGUGUCUUCUUACCUAGAAGAUGGGAUCAUCUUCAGCCUCUCCCGACAACAGUCCUACCUGCCUCUUCCGAACCUAGAAAGGCUGUCUCUCAACCUAGUUACCAUGGAGACAAGUGUAGUGAUAAUAAUCUGCUAUGUAGAGAGUAUUCAUUUAGUUUAACUGCUAUGUUUUAAUUUAACGGGAGCGUGUCGCUGGUCACCUUUAGGGAGUGCGUAUGGGAGAGUGAUGUUGUGUGUGCGCAUUUAUGUGUUUGAUUAACACUCUUACCUCGCCUUCCACACAGUCCUCUCACACACGGUCACACACUGACUCCCAGCAAACACGUCUAUUUCAUGUGGUCCAGUAAUGCAAUUUACAAUUAUAUGUUUGUAAUGUGUUUAAUUGCUUCGUACCUUGUUAAAAAAGGGAGCUGUUUUGUUUUUUUGUAGUUUGCCCAGUUUUGUUUUUGACUCUCCAUUGCUCUGUGUUCCCUUGAAUUAAGGGUGCUAUUCUCAAAGUCAGGAGCAUAUUUUCCUUCCUGUUUUACCAUCCUCAGUCCCUUCCAUUCCACUCGCUGCCUUUGUUCGCUCACUAUUUAACAUCCCACCAGUCUCUCUGGAUGAACUGAAUCUUUCUUUUUUCUAUUAAGAUGUCCUUGAAUGGCAAGAUGUACAGAAGAAUAAUGGCAGACAGACAAAAAAGUAAACCAGUGACGUGGAAAGGCAGGAAGGGGAAGUUGCGUGUCUACAGAAACCAUUGUGUAUUGUGGCAUUGGUGAGCCAGUACUUAUGCUAUGGCCCAGAGUGAGGUGGAGGUUGUUUGUGGAAGCUUGGUCUUUCCUGUUGCGCUCCUAUUGACACUGCUGUCAAUGGCCUGCCAUCACAAAGAGAACACAGUAAACACAGCAGACUAUACUGUACACAUAAUAACAUGCUGCACACUCCACCUCACUCUCCUUUUUGGCCUGCCAGGUAUUUGUUUUGCCUGCCAGCCGUUUGUUAAGAAACAUGGGUGCAAACGUCAACACACACCUGACACCUACAGCUCCUGCUGGUCGGAGUUAUUAGGAAAAGUUCACGGGGAUCUUAUUGCUGGACGAGAUCGGCCGACUCACGCUGUUACCAGCUGGAAUCUUUUUUUUUCUGUUUACCGAUGCUGUGUGUGUCUAUCUGGGCCUCACAAGGCAUUCACUCAGUCAUAACGACAUGAACACAAACACGCACACAAACGCACACAUCCCCAGGGUGGCCUGACCAAAGGAAGAAAAAAGAAAAAGAAGACAAGGGACGUGGCUGAUCAUGUGAGGGAACAGUUAUCCCAUUAUUCCUAAUAAUUCCUUCUCACCAAACACUUCAUCAGCUUUAAUCCACCACAGCUAAUCCCCGACAGGUCGGCUGAUAUUUUGUCUUUCAUCUCUCACAUAUUUCCACUUCUCACCUUCCAUUCCUCUCGCCCUCUGAAAACAGUUUAUUUUAAAAUGAAGUGUCUUACUGAAUAUUUAAGAAUUAUUCUGUAACCUUUUCUUUCAGAUGUCUACAUUUAUGGAUGCUUCUGUGUGUGUGAGAGUGUUGAGUGAACGUGUGCAUGUGACAAGUCAGAACCAAUUCAAGGCCAGAAAUGCUGUGAACCGAACCGACAUAAUUUAUACGGAGUAGACACACUACUGGAUAUUUUAAUGUAUUCUCACGAUGCUCUUAAACCUGUCUUCAUCCCCAAAUCCUCCUCAGAGCUGUAUCUUUUGUUUUGUAACACACAUGUAUUGUCAGUUAGGAAAAACUUUGAGUAGACAGAUCCAAACUUUGGAAGAUCUUGACUUUACUUUUGUCGUGAUCAUUUCAUGCCAAGUAUAUGUCGGUGGCAUUAACACCACUAAGAGGUUAUUUUAAAGGAAAGAGUUUUACUACAAAAGUGUGCUAGGAAUUAAAAGUAUUAAUCACGAUGAGAAAUCAGUGACAAGGGAGAGAUAUUGUUGUGUAAUCUAGACACACCCAAAGGUGUGCUAAAUACAGUAUCUGUUUAUAAAAUAGGCAUGCGUGGAAAAAGAAACAAACCCGUGUUGUGGGUUCCUUCUGCUGGGUCAUUGACCCCAAGAGCUGUCGGUAACAUACCCUCAUACGCACAAAAAAACCCACACACGCAUCAAAUCGUGUUUAUGCACCACAUCAGCCACCAUGACGGAUCUGCAGGCAGACCAUGGUGUUGACGCUCUUCAAGGUUUUUUGAAUAUCAACAACGCAGUUCAUGCUUUGACCAAGAAAGACACUCGGCCCAAGUGGCUAUUCUUUGCCCGAUACUUCCUCAAUCUCCUUUCAGCCUGUCAGCAUGCUUGUCAGCACAAUCUUUCUGCUUUGUCAGUCAGAAAUGUUUCAUCAGUCUGGCUAUGUGACCACUCGUCUUCUGUUCCAUGUUUUAAUUUGUCCUCCCAGCACUGCAGAGUCCCCAGCAUUUAAGAUGAGCCUUUGUGCUGACGGCCAUCCACAGAGGCUCGCUAGCAGACAUUUGUGUUUAUUGUGUCUUUAAUCAGGGCUUAGCGGAGUACAAGUAGAGAUGCUAGUUAACACAACUGACUCUAGUACGCUGCCUCAAGUACAACUAUGAGGGGAUGGCAAGACUGAGUCAAGCAGUCUUACUCAUCCGUACUAUGUGGGCAAUUUAUGUAAGCGCUGCUAACUUUGUCCUCUGACUUUUGUUGUAGUGGGUCCACACCAGAAGACAGGCUUUAUUUAGAAGUAUUUUUGCAAUGCUUUCUUGACCAGUUCACACUCAGAAAAGUCUCUCUGAUGUUCGAACGUGAAGUCUGAGAGUAAGAGAUAAACUAGUUGUUGUGCCUAUUUGGAGGAUUUAGUUUUAAUUAUUGGUUCUAUUUCACCUCCAAAGGGCACAAAUAACCAAAGCUUAAUCGAAAACUGAGCUCAUUUGAACGAGUGUAACUUAUUAGCGUUACAGGCCUCUCGUGUGUCUAACAACCUUUUGUUUUGGAGGUGAUAGUCGCCUUCUCGCCGGUGCAGGAUUGCUUCUGGCCUUCCAGUUAGGAAGGAGGUUAUUGUUGAGCGAUAUUGUAGCUGGAAUUAGGUUAGGAGGUGAAAUAUGACACACAGGGGAAGACACUCUUUCCAUCCGGCCUGUUAGCUGCCAUCCUGUUCCCCCCACAGAUGGCAGGCCAGCAGGCAGCAUCACUUUACCUCAGCCUGUCAACAGCACUGUUGUUCUGAGCUUUGUGUGUGCAGACAAAAGGGACCUGAGAGAGCUGUGGGAGGUCAGUAUGGUUUUGGCCUUCACAGCGAGCAAAGAGCUGGAUCCAGUAGCUAGAGAGAGCCUCACGUGGUCCCCUGAAGAAAUUUUCUUUUGAUUUACAGUUUCUUUUGCUUGAUUUGAACCGUUUGCUGUUAAUGCGCUGUGGCUCAGCAUCGUGCAGCCGAGACAUUUGAAACAAAGAGCUGUAAAAGUUUGUAUAUCUUCACUCAUGCAUGACAAGUAGCUUGAAAAGAAUCCUUUUACCACAGUGCUCACUAUACACCCAGGUGUUGUUUAUUUUCUGCAACUGACAGUCCUGCAUCAUUAGAAUGAGCUAAUGAGAAGUAUGUAAAAUACCCAUCUUCUCUUUGUAGUGUUAAUCUCAAUCUACCGUGCACUGCACUUUUCUGUACCCACAUUAAGGCCAGUCUGUCUCUCUUCCAGUGUUUAAAACCAAGGAUUGUUGUGUACUGUAUCCUCUGAAGUAUGUGCUCCUUUAUUUUCCUUUUCUUGAUUUUUUUUCCUUUGAAGAGAGAGAAAACAAAAGUUUUGAAAGUGACAAAUCAACGUGUGAGAAUCGUUUCUCUUGAAGUGUUACCGACCUGUACGUAUAACUCUUUCUUAAAAGUGUCAUCCUUUCUUUUUCAAGCAAUGAAAACACCAUUUUUUCUUUUAUUUUUGCUUGUCACUGUGGGAAAAGCCAAGUUCCUACAAAUAAUUAGAUUGCUGUUUUUUUUUUGAAGGCCUGUUACAAUGCAUCAUUAGACUUCCUUUCAUGACAAAAUGUUUCUCAUUUUUUAUUCUAUAAUAUACUAUAGGCUACUUUGUUGUUCUUGAUUUUCACUUUGUGAUUUAUUUCUUUCAUGACUGUAGAGAUGAAAGAGUUUCUUUGCUGUAGUGAAACUGCUAUGAAUGUGAAUAUCUAUUGGAGAAAUAAAUGCAAUUACAAUGCAACUUCAA
Molecule: messenger RNA, 5220 nt
Organism: Acanthochromis polyacanthus (spiny chromis)
Lineage: Eukaryota; Metazoa; Chordata; Actinopteri; Pomacentridae
Gene: tmem86a
Product: transmembrane protein 86A
Exons: 3
Coding region: 128-841 (237 amino acids)
Cellular component (GO): membrane
Source: RefSeq, a predicted model, not a curated record